AUGGCCUUAGCAGCAUCUCCCAUGGCAACUCUUUUCGUGCUGACCAACAUCGACGCCUUCGUCAGAGAUUUUACACGCUGCUACUACCAGAUGCCACCAGCCCUCCAGGACCCUUCAGCCUUCCACAUCUUCACACAGUCGCAGAAUCGGCAGGUCAUAGCAGCCCUGCGACACGUUUCCCGAGCAGUCGCAGGACGGGACCAAGUUCAAGGCGAUGGUUCAGACACAUACCGACCGAUUUGGCGGGCGAUCGAGUGCAUAGGCCUAGCCGUCAAGAUCGCCCUCUACAAGCCCGACGACCUUCUGAUCGGCGGCAUCGUCGACAGCAGCGUCGUCGCCGGCCUAGCAACGGCGACACACCUAACACUAGGCCGCUACGCCGGCACCAGACGCUCGCUCGAGUCCCUGCUACAGCACAACUCAGGCGACGAUGCCGUCAUCAUGAUCCUCGACGAGGCCAUGGCCCUGCUGUCCGCCAUCCUGUCCAGCAACCGGCAAGACGCCCGGCGCGAGCCGCCAUGGGCCACCAUGGCCUCUUACAGGGUCGUCCUGGCUAUCUGGCGGUCGCUCAGGUGGGCAGCCUCGGAGAUGCGCGCGCGCGCAGCUGGGUCGCAGGCGCAGGCUCGCAGGAGGUUCGAGGCUCCUACCGUGAUCUUUCAUGCUAUCAUGGACGUCGCAAUGGAGGAGACAGCACUGCCCGGCCAGCAGGAUGGCGGUCGCGAGGCGGGUUUGGAAGGGCUGGACGCUCUGAUGGCUGCUUCUCCGGAACUGGGCGAGGCGUGCUUCACGAAAGCUGUGCUGGGGUUCUGGAAGAAGAGGAGAGUCUGGCCCAUCGGUACCUCCAUGGCUACUGUUCUCGAGGAGAUUAUUUCCGACGAGCGCUUCACAGCAAACUGCAAAGCCACCUGCUGUGCCGCCAACUGCAAAUUCGGCCCCGCCGAAUCCAGAGUCCUCUUCCUCUUCUCCUCCCCCCCCCCCCCCCAACUCCCGACCAUCCACCUCAUCCUCUUCUUCCCAAUGAAAGCCCCCCACAUGGAUCCUUUCGCAACCGUCCCACCUCCCUGUGCCGCGGCGGUGAAAUCGGCCCAGGACGUAUACAACAAGCUCAAGAACGCGUCUCCCGCCCUUGCCAAGGACUUUGAUACCAAGUACGACGCCUGGAGGAAGACAUGGUUCAGCAACAGUGAUCCACCAGAUUCGGACACCCGAGCUAGCGGGCCUGAGUUUGCUGCUCUUGUUGCGCUCGGGCCAAAGAUCAUGCCAUUUGUGGUAUACAGGUUAACCAGGGGAAAUGACUUUAUGGCUGUUGUCCUCUGUAUGCUUGCCGCCAACGACAUCAUUAACAUGGGCCUAGAGCGCAACACAGACAUCCGAGACGCCCUGGACCGCUGGGCCGAGCUCAGGGACCAGCGUCAAAAGUACAGCAGCUCGUUCCACUUCUGUGACGGCGAGGGAUACUGGGCUCUGGCCGCCAUGGGCCCGAGCAUUAUUGCCCAGGUAAUGCUUGAGUACUACGAAGACCAGUACGGCUGGUGGCACGAGCUGCUGCACGAGCUCGUCCACGGCCGGGUCUCGGGGGCGGGUGUCUUCUUCAAGGACGUCCUGUUUGAGGAGUGGAAGGAUUGGUUUGAGCACAAGGACCACCGGGAUGCGCCGCAGGGGGCGGACAAGCGGGCUCGGAGGGGGCAUGGCCCGACUGAUCGGUAA
This is a messenger RNA of Diaporthe amygdali, 1707 nucleotides long. RefSeq lists its product as uncharacterized. The transcript is spliced from 4 exons. The record is from RefSeq and is a predicted model, not a curated record. Lineage: Eukaryota; Fungi; Ascomycota; Sordariomycetes; Diaporthales; Diaporthaceae. The coding region runs from base 1 to 1707 and encodes 568 amino acids.